AUGCUGAACCCUAGCGGUACUUGCGAGGGAGGAAGUUCAGUCUCUCUCCCAGAAUCUCUGCUCUUUGUUUCUACACUGGAUGGAAGUCUGCAUGCCGUCAGUAAACAGACAGGAGACAUCAAAUGGACACUAAAGGAAGGUGUGUGUAUCUGUAACUCUUACAGACAUGUUGGAUGCGAGGGAGGAAGUUCAGUCACUCUCCCAGAAUCUCUGCUCUUUGUUUCUACACUGGAUGGAAGUCUGCAUGCCGUCAGUAAACAGACAGGAGACAUCAAAUGGACACUAAAGGAAGAUCCCAUCAUACAGGUUCCUACCUAUUUCCAAGAGCCAGGCUUUUUGCCAGAUCCCAACGAUGGCAGUCUGUAUGUACUAGGAGGCAAGCGCAAAGAGGGUCUGAUGAAACUCCCGUUCACUAUUCCAGAACUGGUCCAGUCUUCUCCCUGCAGGAGCUCCGAUGGGGUGCUCUACACAGGUAAAAAACAGGACACUUGGUUUGUGGUUGAUCCUCAGACAGGUGAAAAACAGACGAGUCUGAGCACCUCCUCUUCAGACUCCAUUUGCCCCUCUGCCCCUCUGCUGUUCAUUGGUCGCACAGAAUAUAUGAUCACCAUGUAUGAUACGAAGACUCAGGAGCUCCGCUGGAAUGCCACCUACAAUGACUACUCCGCGCCUCUCUAUGAUGACAAAAAAUAUGAGUAUAAGAUGUCACACUUUGCAUCCAGUGGGGACGGUCUGGUGGUUACGGUGGAUCGGGACUCUGGUGAGGUCUUGUGGAUGCAGAAGUUUGAUUCUCCAGUGGCAGGGUUUUACUUAUGGAGUCAGGACAGUCUGCGGCGAGCUCCUCAUCUGACAGUCUCAACAGAAACCCUGCGUUAUCUGACCUUCACUGCAGAAAACACACAGUCCCACACCAUGAAGUGGACCUACCAGUUCACAAAGGAGAACCACAGCACUAAGACUCAGCUAGUUCCUACUCUCUAUGUUGGCAAGACGGACUCUCAUCUGUAUGCUUCUACCUCUCUUGUGCAUCAAGGUGUGGCAAUUGUGCCAAAAGGUCUCACUCUUGCACGCAUCGAUGGGCCAAUCACAGCUGGCGUCACAAUGGGUAAUGGGCAGCCCGAGUGUGAGAUUACACCCAGCACUGAUGUGAAAUAUCCACCAGGAAGCAGCAGCUCCCUGCAGAAUCAGUGGCUGCUGAUUGGUCACCAUGAAGUCCCUCCUUCGGCUCACACCACCAUGUUGAGAGAUUUCCCAGAGAAUCUGCAGCGCUCUGGUGAUGUCAUUCCACCUCAAGGUUCUGGUUCUUCUUUCCGUUCUGCCUCUCACCCUUUGCCACUGGUAACAAAGCCCAGCACUUCCCCCGUGUUGCCAGACUCCUUGACCUCUGACCCCAUGACCGUGCUGGUGAUGACACUGCUGCUGGGAGCAUGGAUUGCCUUCCUGCUAACACACAAAAGGCCUGUCAGAAAAUCCCAGAGAUCUGAAGAGCCAGUGGACUCCAACCCUCUGCCGGUGUUGACCAAUCAGAGCGCUGCCACAGAGCCCAACACUCCAUCCUCAACCUCAUCCUUUAACAACAACAGCCAUUCAGAGAAGACUAGUUCUGUUGCAUCCAAUCAAACUCAGCCAUUCUCAAGCAAAGACUCCGCCCCAAUUACGACAGCUGCUCAAUCACAAAGUGAACAGCCUGACGUUGUGGAAGUUGGAAAAAUCUCUUUCAGUCCUGCUGAGGUGUUGGGCCAUGGGACAGAGGGAACCUUUGUGUUCCGGGGUCAUUUUGACAGUCGGCGUGUGGCGGUAAAGCGUAUCCUUCCAGAGUGCGUGGAGUUUGCAGAGCGAGAGGUUCAGCUCCUCCGUGAAUCAGACGAGCAUCCCAAUGUCAUCCGUUACUUCUGCACAGAGCGGGACAGACAGUUCACUUACAUUGCCAUAGAGCUAUGUGCCGCUACACUCCAGCAGUAUGUGGAGGACCCAAGCUGUCCUUACUCAGACCUGAACCCAGUGUCCCUGCUGGACCAAACCAUGUGUGGCCUCAAUCACCUGCACUCCCUCAACAUCGUUCACAGGGAUUUAAAGCCACGAAAUAUUUUGCUCUCUCUCCCGGGGGCACUGGGUCGAGUCCGGGCGGUGAUCUCAGAUUUCGGCUUGUGUAAGAAGCUUCCAGAUGGUCGCCAUAGUUUCAGCCUACGCUCUGGAAUACCAGGAACCGAAGGCUGGAUUGCCCCUGAAUUACUCAUAAAUGCUCCAAAAGGGAACCCUACGAGUGCAGUGGAUAUAUUUUCGGCCGGAUGUGUGUUUUAUUAUGUGACGUCCAAAGGACAGCAUCCGUUUGGUGACACUCUGCGGCGUCAAGCUAAUAUCCUCUCUGGAAUCUAUAACCUUGACCACUUUAUGGAGGAUAUACAUGAGGAUGUGAUUGGCAGAGAUCUGAUUGAGCGGAUGAUCAGUGCUGAACCAGAGACGCGUCCUUCAGCAGCGUCCAUCCUCAAACAUCCCUUCUUCUGGAGCCCAGAGAAACAGCUGCAGUUCUUUCAGGAUGUCAGUGACAGAAUAGAGAAGGAGCCAGCAGACAGUGCUAUAGUGGCCCGUCUGGAGAACUCCGGCAGAUCUGUCGUAAGAACCAACUGGAGGAUGCACAUAUCAGCACCACUGCAGGCUGAUCUUAGAAAAUUUCGUACAUAUAAAGGAAACUCUGUGAGAGACCUACUUCGAGCGCUGAGAAAUAAAAAGCAUCAUUAUCAUGAGCUCCCACCAGAGGUUCAGACAGCUCUCGGUGAAGUCCCUGAUGGCUUCGUGGCAUAUUUUACCUCCCGUUUCCCCCGGUUACUGCUUCACACGCAUUCAGCGCUUAGCAUCUGUGCCCCCGAGAGACUCUUUCACCCAUACUACCACCAUCCAUAGAGACAUGCUUGUUUGUUCCUGCACUGGACUGGAGAGGAAAAGUAAGAUCCUUGAGGACUCAACUAAACACUGUCGAUGUAGAAUUCUGCACUUCAGAACUGUGAGCACAUUUCGUUGUAGAGCACUACUGACAAAUUUUACUUAAACAUCCUACUGGACUUGCUGAGCGAAAUUUACCCAGGUUUUUUAUGCCUAUGCUUUUACAGAAACUGGUUUUGUAGGUCAGUGUGUAUUAAUGGGCUUUUACAGAGCUGCCAUUGUCGCUGCUGGCUUUAUGAUGUGAACCAAAGAGCAAAGAAAUAAAAAGGCCAUAUUUUCUGAUGAGUUGACAUCAGCCAAUAGAUUGACAAAUGUUCUACCAUUUGUCAGUUUUAUUUUAAUUCUGUCUUUUAACACAGAAGAUUACUGAAUUGCCAGCCAACUACUUAUAUUUUUAAUAGGUAGAAUUUAAAUGGUAUUAAAGUAAAGUAUUUUCAUAUUAAGGACAUUCUUAAAGGAUAGUUCACCGCAAAAUUCUGUCAUCAAACUGUAUAUUCACCCGCAUGUUGUUCCAAACUCAUGACUUACUUUCAUCCAUGGAACACAAAAGGAGAAAGUAUUGAAGACUGUGCAUUUUUAAAUUCGGUUUCAAUGAUUGGGGACAGAAGCUUUUAAGUUUCUAAAAGGGGUGAAAAUGUCUCUAUAAAUAUAUCUAUAUGUCUAUCUUGUGCGGGAUGUUCCAGGUUUUCUGAAGCCAUUCAGUAGCUUUAUGUGAGAUUAUGACUGAGAAAAAAAACACACACUGAGAGCGGUCCCGGGUCUGAGGGUCCACACACAAUUGCAAGCUUAGUUACAAGCUUAAAGAAUGACAAAAGCCAGCACUACAUCCAUUGAUAUUUGCAGAAAUAUGAAGAUCUUUGAUAGUGGACUAAAAACGAAAAAUGCUAAUUUAUUAUAUUAGUCAAUUUGUACACCAAGUGUAUAUGUAUUUGUGUGACUGGGAUUGGGAUUUUUUUUCUUUUGAUUUUGCUUUGUGUGGUUUGAAUCACAGCUUUGUGCUACAUUUAUGGAUCUUUUACAGUCCAUCACACAUUGCAGCUUCAUCCCCAUCUCUCAGCGUUACAGCUUCAAAACACUAAUAUUGUGUUUCCUUGAAGUAUUUUACAGCCUGCUGUACACUAGUUAAAAAAAAAAAAAAGAACUUUUUAUAAAUUAAGCAUUGAGGAUUUUUGCCACUGAAAAUUCACUCAAUUCACUGAAUGUGGAAAUACUAGUGCCUUCGUUUUUCUACCCAAUAAUUAAAUGUAUACUGAUUGUUUUGCCAAAAAUAUCUUUGCAACUAUUUGUUACAGUGGCACAGAUCCAAAAACUUUUAUACUUGAUUCAGAUUAAUGUUGUUGCAGACGUGUUUGUUGUGGAUUUCCAUUAAACAAAAUACUGAUCAUUUCAGGUGGUAUUGACAUUAUGUGUUUAUUACAAGGUACUUCAAAAAAUAUCAUGCUAUUACCAUUGUGUAUGUGCAAAAACAUGGUACUUCUACAAAACACUUCAGACAGUGAUAUAAUCUUGCUUUUUGUUUUGAGCACCAAAAAAAAAACUAAAUAAACUGUACUUUUAAAUUUU
Sinocyclocheilus rhinocerous is the source of this 4503-nucleotide messenger RNA. RefSeq names its product serine/threonine-protein kinase/endoribonuclease IRE1-like. The transcript is spliced from 23 exons. Gene Ontology annotation, biological process: intrinsic apoptotic signaling pathway in response to endoplasmic reticulum stress; IRE1-mediated unfolded protein response; mRNA processing. Gene Ontology annotation, cellular component: IRE1-TRAF2-ASK1 complex. Bases 1 to 2901 code for a protein of 966 amino acids. The record is from RefSeq and is a predicted model, not a curated record. Lineage: Eukaryota; Metazoa; Chordata; Actinopteri; Cypriniformes; Cyprinidae. Gene Ontology annotation, molecular function: RNA endonuclease activity; ATP binding; protein serine/threonine kinase activity.